AUGGACCACAAAGGAUAUCCUCAACAACCUCCACAAUACUAUUCUCCUCCGCCUCCUGGAGGACAGUCUCAAAGCUAUUAUCAACAACCACCUUAUGGCCAACAACCUUAUUAUCAACCACAGCCUCCACCACAAACUGUUUAUAUUCAACAACAACCACAACAUAAAGAUGAUAGUUCUUGUUGCUGGGGAUGUCUGGCUGCAAUGUGUUUCUGUUGUGCUUUGGAUGCUCUCUUUUAA
Mycotypha africana is the source of this 240-nucleotide messenger RNA. RefSeq lists its product as uncharacterized. The transcript has 2 exons. NCBI's taxonomy places the organism in Eukaryota, Fungi, Mucoromycota, Mucoromycetes, Mucorales, Mycotyphaceae. Bases 1 to 240 code for a protein of 79 amino acids. The record is from RefSeq and is a predicted model, not a curated record.